This is a messenger RNA of Peromyscus eremicus (cactus mouse), 1044 nucleotides long. It is a transcript of the gene Arl15, whose product is annotated as ADP ribosylation factor like GTPase 15. The coding region runs from base 198 to 812 and encodes 204 amino acids. NCBI's taxonomy places the organism in Eukaryota, Metazoa, Chordata, Mammalia, Rodentia, Cricetidae. Gene Ontology annotation, molecular function: GTP binding; GTPase activity. The record is from RefSeq and is a predicted model, not a curated record. The transcript is spliced from 6 exons.
UUUUUUUUUUUUUUUUUUCCGGGUUCGGAGCCAUUCCGGAUGCUUUAGGCUGCCGGAUGUCUGAUCUCCGGAUAACUGAGGCGUUUCUGUACAUGGAUUAUCUGGUUACAUUUUUUUUAUUGGGGUGAAAUUAGAGCUUUUUCAUUUUGGUGGCUGGAAAGUACACCCAGCUGAAAACCAUCAGCCAUUUAGACUCCAUGCUUCAUUUGAAUUGUGCUUCUGGACACAAGUCAAGGAUGACAACCUGUUUUCGAGCGCUUUGCUGCAAGGGACCACCACCUGCGCGCCCGGAAUAUGAUUUGGUUUGCAUAGGUCUCACAGGCUCUGGGAAGAGCAGUCUGUUGUCCAAGCUCUGCAGCGAAAGCCAGGAGAACGUCGUGUCAACCACAGGUUUUAGUAUAAAGGCAGUGCCAUUCCAGAAUGCCAUCUUGAAUGUAAAAGAACUUGGAGGAGCUGACAAUAUCCGGAAAUACUGGAGCCGCUACUACCAAGGAUCUCAAGGAGUAAUAUUCGUAUUAGACAGCGCCUCUUCAGAGGACGAUUUGGAAACGGCUAGAAAUGAACUGCACUCGGCUCUUCAGCACCCACAGUUAUGCACUUUGCCCUUUUUAAUAUUGGCCAAUCAUCAAGACAAGCCGGCAGCUCGCUCAGUGCAAGAGAUCAAAAAAUAUUUUGAACUUGAACCACUUGCUCGUGGAAAACGCUGGAUUCUGCAGCCCUGCUCGGUAGAUGACAUGGACGCACUGAAAGACAGCUUCUCUCAGCUCAUAAACUUGUUAGAAGAAAAAGACCUUGAGGCGAUGAGAAUGUGAAAUCUGACACACAAGAUCCCCGAAAGCCUUGAACCCACCAUGUUAGUUUCCCGUUCUGAUUUCAUGUUGGUGUCAAGACUGUCAUGGCUGCAGUAUAUAUUCUCCUCUAGCUAUUUCAGACUUUCAUCUCUCUGUUAAAGUGAAUUAGCGUCGGCAUUAACGUCCAGUACACACUACUGAAAGAGAACGUAUUCUCUGUUUACCACUAAUAAUCUUCAUGGCAUGUCUCUUC